This is a messenger RNA of Hemibagrus wyckioides, 2099 nucleotides long. Its product is annotated as spindlin-W. Lineage: Eukaryota; Metazoa; Chordata; Actinopteri; Siluriformes; Bagridae. The transcript is spliced from 5 exons. Bases 137 to 844 code for a protein of 235 amino acids. Gene Ontology annotation, biological process: gamete generation. The record is from RefSeq and is a predicted model, not a curated record.
UCCUGGUGCUUGUUGGGUUUUGUAGUUUAACUCCCGAUGACUGGCACCGUUUUGACGUCGCGACGUCUAUGAGGCAGACAAUUUUCUGCAGAGGGAAGACAUGAAAAUAGAGGCCAGCAGUUGCUGAACUGAAAACAUGUCCAAGAAAAGGGGCAGGAAACGCAGCAGUGGAGAACUGAGCGACUCGCUCUCCCCUGACCCCAACAGUCUUCUGGGUAAGAGGAUCCAGCACAGCUGGAGGGAGAAGGGUGCGCUCACUAAGUGGAAAGGCACCGUGCUAGACCGGCUCAGCGUCAACCCGUCGCUCUUCAUGGUCAAAUACGAUGGUUUUGACUGUGUCUACGGCAUCGAGCUGUUCAAAGACGAGCGCGUGUCCAAUCUGCAAGUGCUGACUGAGAAAAUUGUGAACAACAAGAUUAAGGUGCCACAUGAUCCAGAGGAGCUGGUGGGCAAAGCAGUGGAGCAUCUGUUUGAGAAAGAGGAUGGAGAAAAGAACGAGUGGAGAGGGAUGGUGCUGUCUCGUGCCCCCAUCAUGACUAACUGGUAUUACAUCACCUACGAGAAGGACCCAGUGCUGUAUAUGUACCAGCUGUGGGACGACUACAAGGAGGGCGACCUCCGCAUUUUACCAGAAGCAGAAAACAAGCAUCUGCUGCCUGCUGACAGGAAGCCUGGCGAGGAGACAGAGAGCCUUGUGGGUAAGCAGGUUGAAUAUGUUACUGACAAAGGAGUGAAGAGAACCGGGCUGGUCAUCUACCAAGUCCCUGCUAAGCCCUCUGUCUACUACAUCAAAUACGAUGACGAUUUCCACAUUCACGUCUAUGACCUGGUCAAGACCACCUAAAAUAACGAGAACGCUGCUUACGAAGACUAAAGUCACCAUCACCUCUCUGUAGUGUAAUGUCGUUGCCUCUCAUUGUAUUCUCUCUCCACCGUGUGUUGCUGUGGAGGGGUGGAAUGGCACAGAUGUUUGUGGUUUUGUUCAUUCGCGUGUGUCAUAUUCGUGGACGUCAUAUCAUCGACGCAAGAUUAGAGAACAAAGCUUGAAAGCCUCAAUUAGGGAUUUUUUUUUUUUUUUUUUUUUGCUCUUAGUAGUAAUUGUCUUCUGGUGGGUGCGGUGGUGAAAAGGCAGUCAGUUACUGUGAUUCCUGAUUGGGGCUUUAACAGUUUAAACUGGGAAAGCAGGUGUAUCUAGAGAUACAGUCUAUUUAUUGACAUUUAAUUAUUUUACUACGUUUUCGUGAUAGUUAUGAGCCAUUUAAAGAAGAAAGCAUUUUUCUGACAAGGUAAGACAGAAUAGUUAGAGUAAUGGCGAAUACUUACUGAAUGAGUCUUUUGUAUAAAAAAGAAAAAAGAAAAGAAAAAAAAAUCAAGGCAAUUAUUUAUUUUUUGCUUCCUGUUAAUCUUGCAAAAAUCUUUCGUUGCAGAACAUUAAGUACUGUGAGUGUAGCGCUUUUCAAUCAAAUCUAAUUUUGUAAUCUUCCACUAAAAAAUUAGCCUGAAUCCAAGAUAGCUACACUUCACAUUAAAGCUUUUUAGACCAGAAAACCUGCCAACUGGGUAUGUCCUUUAGAGUUAAAAGCCUGAAUUUCACUCUAGAUGUAAUUUUCGUUUCAUUUAUAAAGCUUAUGAAGUUUCUAGUAAGGAUUUAGUCUUUUAUUUCCCUGGUGAUAAUCUUCAGAAAAGAAAAUUAUCCAUACUUUAUAUAUAUAUAUAUAUAUAUAUAUAUAUAUAUAUAUAUAUAUAUAUAUAUAUAUAAAGGAGACUCUUCUUUUUUUCUUUCCAUGUAAUAAACAUGAAUUAAUAUGCGUUUUUAUUUUUGUUUGUUUGAUUUUAUUUUUUUUUAAUAGCUCUGCAUUACUAAAAAUGGGGGUUUUAUUUAAUUGUGUUGAUUAAUUCAGCUAGUAAUUACUGAGUAUCCAUCUAAAUUGUAAACUUCAUUUUCUCUGGUCAGUUAGGAUCAUUAUGGGGUUGUCUAUCUUAAGUGGCUUAAGAUAGACAACCCCAGAUCCCGCUUUUAAUUUGCCAUUAAGUUUAAAGCAAAUCUAUCCAGCAGGCUGGAUCUUCAGGAAUAAAAAAAAAAAAAAAAAAAAAAAAAA